Molecule: messenger RNA, 258 nt
Organism: Acanthoscelides obtectus
Lineage: Eukaryota; Metazoa; Arthropoda; Insecta; Coleoptera; Chrysomelidae
Source: the annotation of a GenBank genome assembly
GUCUCAAUUUUAUUGAUUUUCAGACAUCAGGGGCAGCUGAUGCCAUGUAUUGUAUGGACUGGUAUCAAGGAACAGCCUCUGAGAUGAGGACCGUCCAGUUUAUGAUUGCCAGAAGUCAAGUGGUCUGUAUAAUUCCAGCUAUUCUGUUUGGAAGAUAUGAGUACGCUCUAUUUAUAAGGAUUAUCAAGACCGCCUACUCCUACGUAACUGUGAUGGGAAGUUAGCUGCGAAAUUCCGUGUAUGUUAUCUUAAAAUGGU